AUGACUUAUGCAGGACGUGAUAAGUGGCGGAGUCCUGAUGAAAAACACCCCGACAAACUCCCGUGGGAUCUCAGCAAGUUAGAUAGUGUUUUACAGCAGGCCACAGCUGCCAAAGUGAAAAUUGAAAAACAGUUGUGGUGUGCGAGAGUUGUCCUUCGCUGCGUAAAUGAAGUGAAGGCGAAGGGUGGUAGUGUAUUGCCACAGAGCCGACAGCUGGUGUUUACAUUACAGUAUCUUCUCACACAGGCAGAACCAACCACAUCAGGUGCAAAACUACGUCAACAUAUUUUCUCUAUUUAUCUUCGCUUGCUUGGAGAGGAAGAGGGACUGGAUGAACUACUUCUAAUGGAUGUUAACACCGUAAAUGCGCUAGUGUGUGCAUUAUACGACAAGACACAUAAUGAACUGAAUGAAGUGGCUGUAUUGUUGGCAAGACGCAUUUCAGAACUCUCUCAUGUGUGUUCUAUUCUUGUAUUUGAAGAAACUCUUUUUGAGGCGCUUCAAGAUUUAUUAGAAGAUCGUCAAGUCCCUUCAUGUCUCUCGGUACAUGUUCUUUACUUAUUUGUGAACCUUUGUGGUCAUCCUAAACUUCAUUUUAAACUUGCAAGAACUCGUAGAAUUAUGUUUUUCGCUAUGGAUACAUUGUUACAUAUUCUAAACUCAGGGAUAGUUAGAAGAAGUUCAAAAAAACUAUAUCGUCUAAUGCAUACUGGUUCUCCAUCCCAUUCUGUAAUAGAUAAAACAACUCCUCAAAAUCAUAGUAUCCAUACCAAAGUAAGUGAUACUGAUAUUGGAUUUCCUAAAUAUAUUAAACGUGCGUUAGAGAGUAUGUUCAUGGCUUUACCAUGUGCCAUGAUAAUAGCGAAUUUACUUUCAUUUCCAGAGAAUCGGAAAUUAAUGCUCUCUACCUACCCAGACGUUAUUGCUGUACUUGAACUGUGCGAUAUUCAAGAGGUUUCUAUUCAGCUGCGGGAAGUGGCCCAACGUGCAACCAAUUACUUGCAUGAAGAUGAACAUGUACUAGAAGAGGUACUUGUAGAACAUUUUGAAUCUCAUAAAUUAGGUGGUAGUACUGUUGAGGACGGUGAUUGA
Trypanosoma theileri is the source of this 1092-nucleotide messenger RNA. RefSeq lists its product as uncharacterized. Lineage: Eukaryota; Euglenozoa; Kinetoplastea; Trypanosomatida; Trypanosomatidae. The record is from RefSeq and is a predicted model, not a curated record. Bases 1 to 1092 code for a protein of 363 amino acids. The transcript has a single exon.